Molecule: messenger RNA, 2451 nt
Organism: Cornus florida
Lineage: Eukaryota; Viridiplantae; Streptophyta; Magnoliopsida; Cornales; Cornaceae
Product: probable pectinesterase 15
Exons: 5
Coding region: 38-1300 (420 amino acids)
Biological process (GO): cell wall modification
Molecular function (GO): pectinesterase activity
Source: RefSeq, a predicted model, not a curated record
ACAACGCAAAACACUAAGCAACCUCAUAGCCUUAACCAUGAGUGUAAUCAAAACAACCUCCUUUUGGCUCUCUGCCUUUGCCAUUGCACUUGUUUCUCUUAUAGUUGCUCUUUAUAUCGUCCCUAUUUCCAAAACAACUACUAACACUCCAACUAGCUUUGAAUUUAAUUUUCUCGAAAGGGUUGUCAAGCAAAGUGGUCUAGAGGACUUCUCCGUCCUAGACCGGAUUGCCCAUGGACCAUCUAGGCACCACCACCACCACCACCACCACCACCAAAGAAAGCCCAAGAAAACAUGUGAAACCAUCAAAUGGCAGUCGAGGCUCGUAUCAGACUAUGAUGUGUCCCUUGUUUUGACAGUAGAUUUGAAGGGUUGUGGGAAUUUCACCAGCUUGCAGAAGGCAGUAGAUUAUGUUCCUGAUUCGAGCCUUACUAGGACCCUCAUCAGGAUUGAUUCUGGCACAUACAGGGAAAAAGUAGUGGUUCGCGCUAACAAGACGAAUGUGAUAUUUGAAGGCAGCGGUUAUCUCAACACAGCCAUUGCCUGGAAUGACACCGCGAAUUCUACUGGAGGAACUGUCUAUAGUGCUACAGUUGCCAUCUUUGCUCCCAACUUCACCGCCUACAACAUUAGCUUUCAGAACACAGCUCCUGCACCGGACCCGGGAGAAGUUGGAGCACAGGCAUUGGCACUAAGGAUUGCAGGAGAUCAAGCUGCAUUUUAUGGCUGCGGAUUUUAUGGAGCUCAAGACACCCUCCACGAUGAUCGAGGGAGGCAUUAUUUCAAAGAUUGUUUCAUCCAAGGAUCUAUAGAUUUCAUUUUUGGAAAUGCUAGAUCACUCUACGAGGAUUGCAAGAUAAAUUCUAUAGCGAAAGAAGUAUCUUCCGGGAUCAGUGGAGCCAUUACAGCUCAUGGAAGGGAUUCGAUUGACGAGAAGACAGGGUUCUCGUUUGUGAAUUGUAGAGUUGGUGGCAGUGGAAGAGUGUGGCUUGGCCGAGCAUGGGGUGCAUAUGCUACUGUGGUGUUUUCCAAAACAUAUAUGUCCGAUGUUGUUGCUUCAGAUGGCUGGAAUGAUUGGAGAGACCCCUCUAGAGACCAGACAGUAUUCUUUGGGGAGUACGAUUGCGUAGGACCCGGAGCAAACUACGCAUACAGAGUCUCGUACGGGAAGCAACUAAAGCAAUCUGAAGCAGCACCUUACAUGGAUGUUGGAUAUAUUGACGGGAACGACUGGCUUCCUUCUCAGCCAAACGACUUCCUAAAUUCUACUCACACUUCUCGUAACAGAGACUUCAUUUAGAUAUACUAAUACAUGUAAGAAUAGGCUUGACAUCAAAGGGUAUAAACGUAUAUACGGGUUAGUUAAUAUUGUUAUAGGGAUAUCAAAAUAACAGUUUCUAAAAAAAUAAAGGGUUAGCUUGAAAUAGCAAGAAAGGAAAAGAAACACAAAAUUUUAAAAUUUUUUAAUUGUUUGGUUAGCCUGAAUAGGAAAAUUUUCAGAAAAUUCUGUUAUUAGAUUAUGAUUAUUAAAAUUAGGUCCCUUUUCCACUCACAAAAGAAGUGAACUAAUAUAAUGCAGUAGUAGAGUCCUAAUAUAUAUUGCAACUUUAAAAUAAAAAAUUAAAAUUAAAAAAAAUUAAAAAACUAUUCAAUUACCAAAUUUAUAUUUGGACAUAUAUAUAUAUAUAUAAAACCCAAUCUUAUAUAUUUUUUUAUGCUAUGUAUAUUAUUUAUAUUAAAUUAGUAAGAAUAGUUUUGGUAUAUAAAAUCAUUUUCUUUUCACUUUCCUGGCAUCCAAACUCAUGGAACAAUAUUUUCUCACAAUUUUCUUUAAAAAAAUUCAUGCUAACCAAAUGCAUGAUAGAAACUAAAUUUUCUUUUCCUUUACUUCACUUUCUUUUCCUUUCACUUUUCACCAUCAAAUUCCGGCUAACCAAACAGACCCAAAAGGAAAUAAUAUUUAUGAUCCAUUUUCCAUUUCAUUCAGUUACAAGUCGACCUUGCUUAGGCCCAGAUGCUUAUUGGGCAAGGCCCAAAUGUGUAAAAACCCAUUUCAGUCAGCAACAAAUCCAACUUGCUAAGGCCCAGAUGCUUAUGAGAGCUUCCGUACAACCAUAAAACCUCAUCCUCCGUGUAGAGACCGUUUCAACCGUUGGAAUUCUGCCUAAACCAGUUCUUGACUUGCUGUCGAGAUAAAUACAGUUUUAUUAUGUUUGCUAGUUGAAAAAUUGAGAAUGGAGAUGUGACAUUUUAUUCCGGCAGGUAGGACAGAGUGCCGCGAGUAUUUUAUUAAAGCACACAAUGAUUUUGAUGUUGGAACCAUCGCUAUAUGUGUUCCAUUUCAAUAUUGUAACAUUCCAUUUGAUUUGGUCAUGCCCAAAAGAGCUGCUAGCCAUUGCUAUCAGACUUUUCAAUUUAGUGUUUUUAUACGUUAGUAGUUGUUGUAUACAC